AUGGGUGGACGUGAAGGGAUUAGGUGGAAUUCAACCCUAAUUUGUGCACCGAUAAUGGCGGAUACGGUGGAUCAGAUUUUAAUUCAAAUGAAUUCGGCGAAAUCUUAUGGUGUUGACCUCGUUGAUAUCUGUCUUCAAGUUCCAGGUAUAAAGAUGAAUACAGGGGCUACAGGAGGAGAAUUCGCAGCAGAAGCAGGGACAUAUAUUAUGGAAGGGAUAGAGAUUGUUAUAGAAGUAGGACCCGCAGUAGGAGUAGGAGCCCUGAUUAUCAUAGAACACACCGGAGGGGUUGAGAUGAUGAGAUUGCAAAAGUGUUUGCAAGCUUAUGGUUUUGAUGUCAUCGGACAGAUAAUGGUUGAUGUCAGUCACUUGUGUCAGAUUUUCCGUACCCCUGAAGAGAUGCUAUCCAUUGAGCAUGGAAUUUAUAUUGCAGAGUCUGUAGCUUCUAAUAACUUGAAACAAGCAAUAGGCCGCUUCAAGACUUAUGAGAACAAUGACAACAUGGAAAAUGGCAACUCCAAUUUUGGAAGGCGAGACACUGGUGGCAAAGAGGGUUCUGCUGUGGGGAAGAAAGAUGCAGGGAAACCAACAAAAAAGUCUGGCAAGCCUCAGGCCUCAACUUUAACAUCUAAUGACACAUUGCCUCACAUCCCCUCUAUACAAUUUGAAACCGAAUAG
This is a messenger RNA of Lactuca saligna, 678 nucleotides long. The record is from the annotation of a GenBank genome assembly. NCBI's taxonomy places the organism in Eukaryota, Viridiplantae, Streptophyta, Magnoliopsida, Asterales, Asteraceae.